Messenger RNA from Camelina sativa (false flax), 1733 nucleotides. Its product is annotated as magnesium transporter MRS2-11, chloroplastic. Gene Ontology annotation, cellular component: chloroplast envelope. Gene Ontology annotation, molecular function: magnesium ion transmembrane transporter activity. Lineage: Eukaryota; Viridiplantae; Streptophyta; Magnoliopsida; Brassicales; Brassicaceae. Gene Ontology annotation, biological process: magnesium ion transport. The record is from RefSeq and is a predicted model, not a curated record.
UCUUUAUCUGUAAAAUUAUCCUUAAGCUAAAAAAACCCAAACGAAGAAUCUCUCCAUAACCAAAGCUUUCCUCGCUCCUACCACCAACAAUGGCGUUACCUCCAUCUCCCUCUACGUUCACUCCACUCCUCAAUUCCUCUGAUCAUUCUCCAUCUCCGUCUCUCCAUAAUCUUCUUCCUGGAUCUUCUCCUUCCUUCUCUCUCCACUUAUCUGCCCUGAGUAGAAGAACUCCGAUCUACUUCGAAGCACUCAAAGCUUUAUCAUCAUCAUCGAGAUCGAAAUGUUUAGCGAAAUCCUCAACAACCGCCGCCGAGGAUUUCGUCGGCGAUUACGAAUCCCUAAACGUUAGCGAUGACGAUGGUAGUGACAGUGACGGAGGAGAUAACGGAGGAAACGAUGAUUCAAAGAAGAUCAAUUCUUCUUCUUCUUCUUCAAGUGAUUCUACGUCUCUGGGAAUUCGUGAACCCGUUUAUGAGGUUGUUGAAGUGAAGGCGACUGGAGUUAUAUCUACAAGGAAGAUUAACAGAAGACAGCUUCUUAAAUCCAGUGGUCUGCGUCCAAGAGAUAUACGAAGCGUUGAUCCUUCAUUGUUUAUGACUAACUCAGUGCCAUCUCUCUUGGUUCGUGAACAUGCGAUUCUGCUCAAUUUGGGCUCUCUGCGAGCAAUAGCAAUGCGAGACCGUGUCCUUAUAUUUGAUUAUAACCGGAGAGGAGGAAGGGCUUUUGUAGAUACAUUGAUGCCUCGUCUUAACCCAAGAAGUAUGAAUGGAGGGCCCUCUAUGCCAUUUGAACUCGAGGCUGUUGAAUCGGCGCUUAUCUCAAGGAUACAACGAUUAGAGCAAAGGCUUAUGGACAUUGAACCCCGUGUCCAAGCUCUUCUUGAGGUUUUGCCCAACCGCUUAACUGCUGAUAUAUUGGAGGAACUUCGUAUUAGUAAACAAAGACUGGUUGAAUUAGGCUCCAGAGCUGGAGCUCUUAGACAAAUGCUCCUGGAUCUUUUAGAGGAUCCCCAUGAAAUACGCCGCAUAUGCAUCAUGGGAAGAAACUGCACACUUAGAAGAGGAGACGAUGAUUUGGAGUGUACGUUACCCUCAGAGAAGCUGAUUGCUGAGGAAGAAGAGGAGGAAAUAGAAAUGCUCUUGGAGAACUAUCUGCAGAGAUGUGAGUCAUGCCAUGGACAAGCAGAAAGACUUCUGGAUUCUGCAAAGGAAAUGGAAGACUCAAUUGCUGUCAAUCUAAGUUCUCGGAGGCUUGAGGUCAGCAGAUUUGAGCUGCUUCUUCAGGUCGGUACAUUUUGUGUUGCAGUUGGUGCUCUGAUCGCAGGUAUAUUCGGCAUGAACUUGAGGUCCUAUCUUGAGGAACAAGCUUCUGCAUUCUGGCUAACAACGGGUGGAAUCAUCAUAGGCGCUGCAGUCGCCUUCUUCCUCAUGUAUUCGUAUCUCAGUAGACGCAAAAUAUUUUGAACCUUCAAUCCUAAAAGACAAAAGAAGUGGUGAAAAUCCGUGAAGAAAGAAAAUUUCAUCACACAUUUACAUUGUGGCAUUAGGCCCCUUCUAGGUGUUAGAGCGGAAGUAAGUUCAUAAAAAGUUUGAUAUAUAUUUAUUGUGUGGUCUCCAUUGAACACCCCUGUACUUGUGUGUUAUGUCCUCAUUGCUUAUGCUCUGCACUAUUGGUUACUGUUAAAUCAGCUUAUCAUUUAAUAAGCUUGUAUUAAAUGCAAAUGAAUUUUCAAA